Haemonchus placei is the source of this 660-nucleotide messenger RNA. Lineage: Eukaryota; Metazoa; Nematoda; Chromadorea; Rhabditida; Trichostrongylidae. The record is from the annotation of a GenBank genome assembly.
AUGAGUGAAUCAUUGCUGCCGGAUGGGAUGGCGGAGGCUAUCAACGCUACCGUAAUCUUCCCUUCAGGCACGGUGGAAACGAGGCCUACUCAGUUGUGGGAGGUGAUCGUGGUGAUCUCAUGUCCAGUCCUUUUCGUACUGUUCCUCUGUUGCUGUGUCGUAUGUAUGAUCAUCAAAAACUAUGACCGACAACCAGCAGUAGAACCGUCACGAAGGCGGAAUCUGGGUCGAAUCAUGCGACAACUGCCACCUCCACCUAAAUAUGACGUCGAACCAGCAGUAGAACCGUCAAGAAGGCGGAAUUUGGGCCGUAUCAUGCGACAACUGCCACCUCCACCUAAAUAUGACGUCGCAGUCGCCUCAAGUCAAUCACCACCACCGCUCUACUCGGACAUUGAGAAAGGAGUGAUUUUCGAUCCUCUGCGCUCUCUGUCCAGUACAGCUCCAUCUUCACCAACUAGCCCUGAUGCACCGCCUUUGACAAUACAGUAUCUCUAUCCACCUCGUUAUGAGUCGCCAGCAGUCCACAGCUCGGUCACUUGUACAGAAUCGGAUCGCUCCGUUUCGCCUGUUUCCAAUUCAAUUGAUUCUUCUGAUCGCCCUCCUGCCGUUACCCACCGACCUUCGGUUACAGUAGUUCUUAUGAGCGGUGCGUUGUGA